AAGCUCAAAGCUACGCACGCACGCGAACACUUGAACGCUCAGGUUCCGCCGGCCGACCUCCAGCGGCGUUCCUCUUGUUGCACUCGUGGUGGGUCGGAUUUCAUUCGUGGAAAUGAGUCGGAAACCGUCAACAUCCGGUUUCACCACCAGCUACGACAAAGACGACGGGCCGGCGUACGUCGGCAUCAUCUUCUGUCCAGAGUGCAACAACAUGCUCUACCCGCGAGAGGACAAGGAAAACAAGGUGCUGUUGUACGCUUGCCGCAACUGCGAGUACAAGCAACUGGCCGCACGCAGCUGCAUCUACGUCAACAAGCUGACGCACGACAUUGACGAAAUCAAACACAUCAACCCGGACGUGGUGUCCGACCCGACCCUGCCUCGCACCGAGGACCACCCUUGUCCCAAGUGCAUGCACACCGAGUCGGUCUUCUUCCAGGCGCAAACCAGGAGGGCUGAGGACGAAAUGAGGCUGUACUACGUGUGCACCAACCGCAAGUGCCUCAACAGGUGGACCGAGUAGGCAUUGAAGCCGAAAUGGUAUUUUUUUAGACUGUUGGGAGGGGUCGUGGGUAUUUUCAUGGGUUGCUUCGACCCUCAAUGCAUUUUUCCCAAAGCUUCAGUCGCAGUUUUAACGCUUAAUUUUAUUGAGAGAUUUUAAUAAUGUAUUAUUAUUAUAUCAGUCAGCCAAUAGUUCUUAAGUGGAGUUUUGCAUAAGCACAGGAAAGGUCCUACUUAUUUGGAAGAGAUUGCAUCUCGGACUUAAAUUGAUAGUAGUUUUAAGAAGUGUUCAAAGUUCAAAAUGAUUGGUUGCAUAAAAGUCCUAAAUGCCAUCUUGAGCUUAAUCCAAAGUUUAUCAAAACGUUGCCUUGGUAGUUCACAAUUUGCAUGUUACAAGUUUGAAUGUGGUUUACAAUUGGAUUAAAAAUCGGAAGCAGUUGGUUGUUUCAGUGAUAGAUUUUAAAAUAUAAUGAAGCUCUGUGAAUGCCACGAUAAUAAGCUUGCUCUUGGCUGUAUCUGCGAAAGAUAUUUUACUUUAGGAACAAAAUAAAUUGAAAGUUAAAAAGUUAAA
Molecule: messenger RNA, 1072 nt
Organism: Cloeon dipterum
Lineage: Eukaryota; Metazoa; Arthropoda; Insecta; Ephemeroptera; Baetidae
Gene: RpII15
Product: RNA polymerase II subunit RpII15
Exons: 2
Coding region: 113-523 (136 amino acids)
Biological process (GO): DNA-templated transcription; transcription-coupled nucleotide-excision repair; transcription initiation at RNA polymerase II promoter
Cellular component (GO): RNA polymerase II, core complex
Molecular function (GO): DNA-directed RNA polymerase activity; nucleic acid binding; zinc ion binding
Source: RefSeq, a predicted model, not a curated record